AUGGCAACGCAAUUAACUGCUUCCCAAAGCGAGAAGUUGAAUAGGCUCACAUACCAGAGAAACGCUGUUUCAAAUAGUUUAAAGGAAUCUUAUGCUGUAGCUUUAAGUGCAAAAACAGAUGAAAAUUUAAUUUGUGAAGUUAAGGCUAGGUAUGAUGACACUGUUAACGAUUUUCAAACUUUUCGGGAGUUACAUAAUUCGAUAAUUGGUAUGACGGCGAGUUUAGGCGAUGAAGAAUUUCAAAGGCAGGAUGAGUUGAGGGCAGGCAGUUCGGUCAAUGCUAUGGCUUUUCAACCUGCUCAUAAAAGCAUAAAGUUGGAACCAUUAAGUCUAAAGGCCUUUACUGGUGACUUUAAAGAAUGGAGAACAUUUUUUGAUAUGUUUAAUAGUUGUGUGCAUAAUGACUUGGAGCUUUCUGUUAUUGACAAAUUUAGAUAUUUGCUAAAAUAUUUAGAUGGUGAACCCUUGGCUUUAGCUCGCUCUUUGCCUCUCACUGAAGAUAACUAUGCCAUUGCUUAUAAUGCUUUAAUAAAAAAAUAUGAAAAUCACAGUUCUGCUCAUAAUGUUAAAGAUUGUACUACCUCACAGGGUUGUAAUAGUUGUGGAAAUCGCCAUAACACUUUAUUGCAUUUUGCAAAAACUCACAGUACCCAAGUUAAUCCAUCUCCAGCUGAAGAAGUUCAGAAUAUGGGUGUCACAAAUUUAGUUGAUCAUAUUCCAGUAGGUACAACAUUAGUGGAAUCUACAGCCUCUAUACCUAUUCUUCCUACAGCCAUUGUGGAGUUAAAGGAUUCCAAGGGUAUUUUUUUACCUGUUAGAGCCCUUAUAGAUUCUGGGGCUGCUGCGUGUUUUAUUUCGAACGAAUGUCUUCUUCGUCUCGGUUUGUCGUAUCAAAAAUACCAAAUAGACAUUUCGGGAAUCGGAAAUACUGCUCGCACUACCUCAAAGGGUAUUACAGAGUGUAUAAUUAAACCUCAUUUUUCACCGGAGCCCAAGUUUUCGAUGAAGGUGCUUGUAUUGCCAGAAAUUUGCUCGCAGUUGCCUCAUAGAAUGGUAAACACAGAGCACAUAAAAAACUUGGACACCUUUGAACUUGCGGAUGCUCAGUUUUGGAGACCAGGUCGUAUAGAUCUUCUUAUUGGAGCCGAGAUGUUUCCCUUUAUUGUUAAAUCUUGUAAGCCCAUGGAUUCCAUUGAUCAUCCCUUGUUUUUGGAAACUGUUUUUGGUUGGGUAAUCAUGGGUAAUGGAAAACCUUUGGAAAAUUCUUCUAAUUCGUCAAGGUUAUGUUUGACAGCUAAUUGUUUGACAUUAGAAUCAUUAGAUGAACAUUUAAAAAGGCUUUGGGAAUUAGACAACAUCCCUCUUAAGAAAAUUGAAUCCCCAGAGGCAACAUUUUGUGAGGAAUUUUACUCGAACACAUAUGCUAGAGACCCAGCUUCUAAUAAGUAUGUUGUUGCUUUGCCCUUCCGUAUUAAAGACCAUAUAUUUGGUGAAUCCAGACAUUUAGCCCUUCGUCGACUCUAUUCUCUCGAAAACAGGAUCUACAAGGAUUCUUCAUUGUUGCAAGGUUAUAAGUGUUUUAUGCAAGAAUAUUUGGAUUCAGGUUAUAUGUCUUUAAUUUCAUCAAACCAGCAUAAUAGCAAUACUUAUUACAUACCGCACCAUUGCGUAAUAAAGGAAGAAUCUGUUUCAACCAAAUUGCGAGUGGUCUUUGAUGCUAGCAUGAAGUCCUCUGCUGGAAUUUCUUUGAACGACACUCUUUAUGCCGGUCCAAAGCUUCAUUCUGAUAUUGCCACUGUACUCCUUCAUUUUAGAUUAAAUAAAUUUUGUCUGAUUGCAGAUAUCAGAAAAAUGUUUUUGCAAAUUUUAGUCAGGAAGGGCGAUAGGCGUUUUCAGAGAAUCCUUUGGAGAUUUAAUCGAGAGGAUUUCGUACAGGAAUACGAGUUAAAUACUGUGGUAUUUGGUGUUACUUCUUCACCAUACUUAGCCAAUAGGACUAUACAGCAGUUAGCCAUGGAUGAAAAGGAAUCUUUUCCAAUAGCCUCGGAAAUUCUUUUAAAAAACAUUUUUGUGGACGACAUUUUGUCGGGUUGCCAGACUCUGGAUAUGGCAAUUAAAAUUAAGGGUGAACUUACAAAUUUGCUUAAAAGAGGAGGGUUUGACUUAAGGAAAUGGGCAAGUAAUUGUCCUGAUAUUCUGUCAGGCACUCCAAUAGAACACCAACAGCCUAUUUCAUUCGAUACUGAAGAGCCCUCUUGCCUAAAGGUUUUGGGUUUACAGUGGCAACCUAGUUUGGAUAAUUUUGUUUACCAAAUUCGCGAGACAUCUGGUGACGUUUGUACAAAGCGUUCAAUUCUGUCUAGUUUGGCUCGGAUUUUCGAUCCUUUGAGCAUGAUUUCUCCGCUCACUAUGUAUGCCAAAAUUUUAAUACAGGAUUUAUGGAAAUUAGGUAUGGAUUGGAAUGAAAAUUCGCCCCCUGAUAUUACUCGCAGGUGGAAAAGGUUUCAAUCAGAACUAGGGCUGCUUUCGUCUAUUAAAAUUCCUAGACAUAUUCCUGUAAUAGAGGCAGAAUCCGAGGUGCACGCCCUUUGUGACGCGAGUGAGAAGGGCUAUGCGGGUGUUAUUUAUUUUCGUGUUUUGGUGGAAGAAGAAUGUCAGGUAUUCUUUGUGAUUGGCAAAUCUAAGGUUGCUCCUUUGAAAAAAAUUACAUUACCUCGACUUGAACUUUGCGCGGCUGUAUUGCUAUCUAACUUGUUGGAAUUUGUCAUAGGGGCGUUAGGAGACAAACUUUUAAUUUCCAAUAUUUAUGCUUGGUCCGAUUCUAAAGUGACUUUGUCGUGGAUCAAAUCUUCGGCUCAUCGUUGGCACACCUUUGUGAGUAAUCGAGUAAGCCACAUCCAAGAAAGAGUCUCCCCUGAAAAAUGGCGUUAUGUUCCCACUGGCGAAAAUCCAGCUGAUUGUGCAAGCAGAGGUCUCUGCCCUGCCGAUUUAACAGGUUAUUCUGCAUGGUUUAACGGGCCUUUAUUUCUUCGUUUGUCUUCUGAGCAUUGGCCCAUUAAUAAUCAUUUUACUGUCAAUAAUGCCGAGGAAUAUCUGCAGGAAGAGAAAAGAGUUGUCUUGACGUCCUUAAAACUUUUGGAAAGGGAUGGGUUGUUGUAUAAAUAUUCUUCCUUACAAAAGAUUUUGCGUGUCUUAGGGUAUUGUUAUAGAUGGGUAAAGACUUUUCGCAGGACCAAGAAUAAGGAACCUCACGUAAUCGGUAAAUUUUGUGAAAAUGAUUUGCAGGAAGCCCUAAUGUGUCUUGUAAAACAGGUGCAAGAAGAAGUGUUUUCCGAGGUGAUAUCCAACCUUCGUAAAGGAAAUCCUAUUUCGAAAGGAUUGAGACAAUUAAACCCUUUUUUAGACGAACAUGGAUUUCUUAGGGUCGGCGGUCGUCUCACAAACUCGACCUUGUCGUAUGAUAAAAAAUUCCCUCUUUUAUUGCCCCAAAGACACAGGCUAACCGAAUUAUUAAUAGUAGAUAUUCACGAAAAACAUUUACAUCCUGGCUUGCGAACAUUACACUCCUUUAUAGUGCAGCAGUUUUGGAUAUUGUCCGCAAAAAGAGCAAUAAAUCGAUGUCUAUCUUAG
This is a messenger RNA of Anthonomus grandis grandis, 3630 nucleotides long. RefSeq lists its product as uncharacterized. Bases 1 to 3630 code for a protein of 1209 amino acids. The transcript has 3 exons. The record is from RefSeq and is a predicted model, not a curated record. Lineage: Eukaryota; Metazoa; Arthropoda; Insecta; Coleoptera; Curculionidae.